GCUAACAGUGUGAGAAACGCGGGCACUGAGUUAGGACAUGAGGAAGAGAAAUAAACUCUUAUUUACUCCCAGGACAGAGUCACACCGCGGAAUCCUUCUCAGCAUGUGAAUUUAUGGAGACAGGAGCGAAAAAAAUGCAGGCGCCUCGGCUUGUUCAGUGUUUUGUGCUGGCGGUUGCUGUCAUCCGGACGAGUCGCGCGCAGGCAGUAUGUGAGGGCACCGAUAACAAGCUCAGCACCUUGUCAGAUCUGGACCAGCACUACCACACUCUGCGCAAGUUCUAUGAGAACUGUGAGGUGGUGAUGGGAAACCUGGAGAUCACCAGCGUCGAGCGGAAUCGCAACCUCAACUUUCUCAAGUCGAUCCGCGAGGUGACCGGUUAUGUCCUGGUGGCUCUGAACCAGUUCGACUAUCUGCCUCUGGAGAACCUGCGCAUUAUCCGCGGUGCCAAACUGUAUGAAGGCCGUUAUGCUCUGGCCAUCUUCCUCAACUACAGGAGAGACGAAUACUUCGGUCUGCGUCAACUCGGCCUCAACAACCUCACUGAGAUCCUGAACGGUGGUGUGUAUGUGGAUCAGAACAAGUUCCUGUGCCACGCAGACACCAUCCACUGGCGGGAUAUCAUGAAGAACCCUCAUGCCGAGCUGCUGGUGGUGCCGUCCAACAACAGCGGCUACUUGUGCAGACAAUGCCAUCGAUCCUGUAAUGGACGCUGUUGGGGACACCAAGAGAAUCAGUGCCAAAUCUUAACGAAGACAGUGUGUGCUGAUCAGUGUGACAGUCGCUGUUUCAGUCCAUAUGUCAGUGACUGCUGUCACCGCGAGUGUGCUGGAGGCUGUUCAGGACCCAAACACACCGACUGCUUCGCUUGUACUAACUUUAAUGACAGUGGCGCUUGUGUGACUCAGUGUCCCCAACCUUUCAUCUACAACCCAACAACCUUCCAGUUGGAGCACAAUCCUAAAGUUAGAUACACAUAUGGAGCAUUCUGUGUCAAGAAAUGUCCACACAACUUUGUAGUGGAUCACAGCUCCUGUGUUCGAGCCUGCCCAAGUAACAAGAUGGAGGUGGAGGAGAACCAUGUCAGGAUGUGUGUCCCCUGCACUGACAUCUGUCCUAAAGUGUGUGAUGGUAUCGGGACGGGCAGUUUACACACAGCCCAGACUGUCGACUCCAGCAACAUCGACAAGUUCAUCAACUGCACCAAAAUCAAUGGCAACCUGAUUUUCCUCGUCACUGGGAUUAAAGGAGACAUGUACCACGGUAUCAGAGCUUUGGAUCCUGAGAGACUCAGCGUGUUCCUCACAGUUAAAGAGAUCACAGGUUUCUUGAACAUCCAGUCAUGGCCGGAGAACAUGACAGACUUCAGCGUGUUCUCCAACUUGAGCAUCAUUGGAGGAAGAACGCUUUAUAGUGGUGUCUCUCUGCUGAUCCUGAAGCAGCGCUGGAUCACAUCCCUGAGCUUCCAGUCUCUCCAGGAGAUCAGUGCUGGGAACGUAUACAUCAGCAACAACAGUCAGUUGUGUUUCUAUCACACGCUGAACUGGACGAGGCUUUUUCGCUCCAGCAGUCAGAGAUCACUACUGAACAACAACAAGGAGAUGCAACAGUGCAUUACAGAGCAGCAUGUGUGUGAAAAGCUGUGUUCAGAAGCAGGAUGUUGGGGUCCCGGUCCUGACCAGUGUGUGUCCUGUAGGUACUACAGUCGUGGGAGGACAUGUGUAAAGUCCUGCAACCUCUACCACGGAGAAUUUCGGGAGUUCAUCAAUGGAUCAGUAUGUGUGGCGUGUGACAGCCAGUGUGAGAAAUCUGGAGAUAAAACAUUGACCUGUCACGGACCAGGUGCAGAUCAAUGUAUGAAGUGUGUUCAUGUGAAAGAUGGCCCCAGUUGUGUGGAGAAAUGUCCUGAUGGGCUGCAGGGUGCCGACAGUUUCAUUUUCAAAUACGCUCACAGCAACAAUGAGUGUAGACCCUGCCACACCCACUGCACCCGGGGAUGCACUGGACCUCAGAUUCAAGACUGCAUUGGAAUAAUGGACAGGACUCCUCUGAUUGCAGCUGGAGUUAUCGGGAUGAUGUUUGUGCUUGUGAUUGUGGUGCUUGGUUUUGCUGUUUACAUCAGACGAAAGAGCAUCAAGAAGAAGAGAGUGUUACGGCGCUUUCUGGAAUCCGAGCUCUUGGAGCCUCUUAAAACCAGUGGAACAGCAGUGAAUCAGGCUCAGCUGCGCUUACUAAAGGAAACUGAAGUGAAGAGGGUUAAAAUCUUGGGAUCUGGAACCUUCAGUACUGUUUACAAGGGCAUCUGGAUACCUGAAGGUGAGAGUGUGAAAAUCUCAGUGGCUGUAAAAGUCCUCAGUGAAACUACAGGACUGAAAUCCAAUGCAAAGUUUCUGGAUGAGGCUGUGCUGAUGUCCAGCAUGGAUCACCCGCACCUGCUGCGUCUGCUCGGGGUGUGUGUGAGCCCGAACGUGCAGCUGGUGACCCAAUUCAUGCCCCAUGGCUGCCUGCUGGAUUAUGUUCACGAGCACAAGGACAAUGUUGGCUCUCAGCUGCUGCUCAAUUGGUGUGUGCAGAUUGCCAAGGGUAUGAUGUACUUGGAGGAGAGAAGGCUGGUCCAUAGAAACUUGUCUGCUCAUAAUGUUGUGGUGAAAUCCCCAAACCACAUCAAGAUCACCGACUUUGGGCUUGCUCAGCUUCUGGGUGCUGAGAUGGAGUACAAUACAGAUGAAAACAAGAUGCUCAUCAAGUGGAUGGCACUGGAAUGUAUUCACUACAGAAAGUUUACGCACCAGAGUGAUGUUUGGAGUUAUGGAGUGACCAUUUGGGAACUGAUGACAUUCGGAGAAAAGCCAUAUGAUGGCAUUCCCAAUCGAGAGAUCCCGGAUAUUCUGGAGAAAGGAGAACGUCUGGCUCAACCUCCUACAUGCACCAUUGAUGUCUACAUGGUCAUGGUCAAAUGUUGGAUGAUCGAUGCUGACAGUCGGCCCAGGUUUAAAGAGCUCGCUACAGAGUUCUGUAGGAUGGCAAGAGACCCUCAGAGAUACCUAGUCAUCCAGGGAGAUGACUGCAUGAAGCUGCCCAGCCCCAACCACACUCAAUUCUUCCACAGUCUUUUGGAUGAGAAUGAACUUGGAGAUGUGAUGGAUGCUGAUGAGUACCUGGUUCCUCAAAACCUCAAAGCUUCUGUUUCCUCCCAUCCUUCCAGUCCUCAUCUGGAUUCCAGUCGGGGACUGAGUGACGAGACAAUAGGAACACAGAGUUGUGAGGCAGCCACGUUGUCUGGUGAAUUGUUUUUCCCAGUGAAGCCUGCGAAGGAGGAGCAGCUCUGUCAUGGAAAGCUGAAGAAGAAGCUCAGCACUGCCUUUGUGGAGGACAGCAGCUGUCAGCGCUACAGUACAGAUCCUGCUGCAGUCCUGAAAGAAAGAACCCAGAGUAGAAGUGCUGAAGAGGAUCGCUGUGUGGUCGCCAGGAACGACAAGAGUUUCUCAGACCCUAUUGAGGAGAAUCCUUUCAUCACACACCAGAAAAACAGAGAGAUUCAUGCACUGGACAACCCAGGUUACCUUGGCAACCAUGAUGGACAGCUCAAGACUGAGAAUGAGAGCAUUAACACUCCUCUACACCACAACAGAGAUGAGAUAAUGCAGGAGACCCUGAAGAAAAGCGGGGUUUCUCUUCCUCUGCUGUCCAGAACAACAAGCAGGAUGACAACCAGCCACGUAAAUCUCAGCACUCAGUCAGACAGACCACAUGUUCAUUUUACAAUUCCACCAGUUCAGCCUCCUCAAAGUGGACCAAUGAGUCAAAAUGGCCACCAUCUCCGUUCAGGUCAUGGUCUAUGUACUGAUUAUCCAAAGAAGUAUGUCCUUCCUUCAGUAACAGGACAAAUAUGCCACAUCAGCCACCAAAUCCAGCCUGGUUCUCCUGGUCCUGCUCACGUCUCACACCAACACGAUAGUGUUAAAAAUAGCAGCACUGCUCUACCAGGCCGUGUAAUCCAUCAAAGCAGCACAACAGAAACAGGUCAUGCUGGAACAAGCAAGAAGUCCUUACACACAAACAAUCCAGAGAAGCGGCAUCACAGCCUUCCAGCCAGUGUUCCACAGCAUCCUCCUCCAGAUCCCUCACUGGUCUGCAGGAACAAUUUCAUCUACAAGCAGAAUGGCCGUGAGAACCCAGAGAAACCAUCAGAGUCCAGCAUGAAGCCAGGAACAUUUCUGCCUCCUCCACCAUAUAGACACAGAAAUACUGUCGUGUAA
Messenger RNA from Neoarius graeffei (lesser salmon catfish), 4259 nucleotides. RefSeq names its product receptor tyrosine-protein kinase erbB-4-like. The transcript has 27 exons. The coding region runs from base 114 to 4259 and encodes 1381 amino acids. Gene Ontology annotation, molecular function: ATP binding; epidermal growth factor receptor binding; transmembrane receptor protein tyrosine kinase activity. Lineage: Eukaryota; Metazoa; Chordata; Actinopteri; Siluriformes; Ariidae. Gene Ontology annotation, biological process: protein phosphorylation; cell surface receptor protein tyrosine kinase signaling pathway; positive regulation of kinase activity. Gene Ontology annotation, cellular component: signaling receptor complex; basal plasma membrane. The record is from RefSeq and is a predicted model, not a curated record.